AUGCAGCUCCUCAAUUUCCUCCUCGCCUUCACUCUCUUCACCUUCACCUACGCUAUCCCCCAGUCACCAGUCGGUUCCAGCGGUAGCGGAGACGCUGGUGGCAGUGGCAACGACGGUCCCGGUGACGCCGUGGGCUCCGCAGCUGCCUCGUCUAGAGCAACGCAGCCAACGGGAUCAAGCACUAGCUCCAAGACCAGCACCGCCACCUCAAGUUCCGCCAGUACUGCUGCGACCAAAAAAGCUGCUGCCGCCAUGCUCUCGCCGGAUUGGGCCGUUGCUGGCGGACUGGCUGCCAUUGUUGGAGGAGCUGCGAUGCUAUAA
This is a messenger RNA of Letharia columbiana, 321 nucleotides long. RefSeq lists its product as uncharacterized. The record is from RefSeq and is a predicted model, not a curated record. Bases 1 to 321 code for a protein of 106 amino acids. NCBI's taxonomy places the organism in Eukaryota, Fungi, Ascomycota, Lecanoromycetes, Lecanorales, Parmeliaceae. The transcript has 2 exons.